Messenger RNA from Mixia osmundae IAM 14324, 809 nucleotides. RefSeq lists its product as uncharacterized. The transcript has 8 exons. The record is from RefSeq and is a predicted model, not a curated record. Lineage: Eukaryota; Fungi; Basidiomycota; Mixiomycetes; Mixiales; Mixiaceae. Gene Ontology annotation, molecular function: GTPase activity; GTP binding. The coding region runs from base 59 to 655 and encodes 198 amino acids.
CCGGUCUUUACUGGCUAUCGACGUAGAUAGGGCGUCAAGCGGCACGACAACAGCGACAAUGGCGGCGAGAUCCAGCUUCAAAUUGGUGCUGCUCGGCGAAUCAGCAUGCGGCAAGUCCUCGCUCGUGCUUCAAUUCGUCAAGCAGGAAUUCUCGGAGUACAGAGAAUCGACGAUUGGGGCGGCCUUUCUGACUCAGAUCGUGUCACUGGACGAGAACACGACGAUCAAGUUUGAGAUAUGGGAUACCGCUGGCCAGGAGAGGUAUCGCUCGCUCGCGCCCAUGUAUUACAGAGGCGCACAGGCUGCUGUCGUCGUCUAUGACAUCACGAGCGAGGGCACGCUCGACAAGGCGAAAGCGUGGGUCAAAGAGUUACAACGCCAGGCAGAUCCCUCUAUCGUCAUUGCGCUCGCGGGCAAUAAAGUGGAUCUGGCGGAGACGCGAAGGGCAAUUCCGAGAGAGACAGCGGAGAAGUAUGCCCAAGAGGAAGGCUUGCUCUUCUUCGAGACCUCCGCCAAGGAAGCUACCAAUGUGACCGAGCUCUUCAAAGAGCUAGCAACAAAGAUGCCGUUGGAUCGUGCGGCUGCUCAGCCCGGAAGGGGCAGAGUCGACCUGGACACGUCCGCCAAGGGACCACUCGACUCUUGCGCAUGCUAGUCGACUCUCCUGCUCAGUCUCAUGUCACGUCUAGCCUCUGGCGCGCCUGUUGCUAUAUCGCACUCUUGUACUCAUUCUCUGUACAUACGUCGCUCGUACGCUGCGAGCAUGCAGUCUGUACAGAGUGGCACUACAGGAACUUUGAGUCAUCUAC